AUGGCUGAUCAAUGGGAUGAUCCGUCAAAGGGCUCUUUUGAUGAGAACUCGCGUUAUCGCAACCGAGGCCUGAGUGUCACCGAGUCUGGUGGCAAGGACGAUGGCUUUGCUUGUGGAAAUGACGCGUUUGGUGAAUUCUACGAUGCUUCGUACAGCGAUGAAAAAACUGGCGCAGGUGAGAGACACGAUGACUUUGGCGGUCGUGAUGAUGACCGUGCUUGUUUCAACUGCGACCAGCCUGGCCAUACCAAAUCCGAAUGUACUGAGGCCCGCAAGAUGGGCGCAUGCUUCAACUGCGGUCAAGAAGGUCACACCAAGGUUGAUUGCCCCGAGCCCCGAGUUUUCACGGGAAAAUGCCGCGUCUGUGAAAAGGAAGGUCACCCUGCCGCGCAAUGCCCCGAGCGCCCCCCUGAUUUCUGCAAGAACUGUCUGGGCCAGGGCCACAAGACGAUCGAUUGCACCGAGAAGCGAAAGUUCGAUCUCAACACUGUUGCUGAUUUGCUUCCUGAGGCAGCCUGGAAUGCAAUGAAGAGCGCUAGCGACGCGAGGGAACUCGACGAAUUCCGUGAGGCUUUCAAAAUUUACUCCAAGGCCGUCCCUGAGGCAACUUUCGUCGACAUCGAGAAGAAAAUGCGUGAGGAUGGAUUCGAGAUCUACAUCAUUGCCCUGGAGAAGGAAGUUGACGAUGUUAUGAGCCUGAUUGACCUUCAGGGAACAUUGGACCGAGAGUAUGUCGUGGGAUUCUAUUACAGCGCAAAGCCAAAGCGGGGCAAGCUUCGAGAGCGUUGGCCUGCGAAUGUUGAAGAAAACCUCGAGCGUUUGGGCAAUGCUGGUCUUCCCUAUGACCGCAAGUUGCCAAAAUGUCUUAAUUGUGGAGAGUUGGGACAUAUUAAGAAGCAUUGCAAGGAGGAGCGCAUGGAGAACACCGAUCGCCCCGAGAUCAAAUGCUCCAACUGCGACGAAGUUGGUCACCGCGUUCGUGACUGCAUGGUCAAGCGCAAGUACAAACGUGGAUGCCGCAAUUGCGGAUCUGAAGAUCAUAUUGCUGCUGAAUGCACCGAGCCUCCAUCUGCUGAUAAUGUUGAAUGUCGCAAGUGCAACGAGAUGGGUCAUUUUGCAAAGGAUUGCCCUAAUGUGGCAGAUCGUGGCCCUCGUACCUGCCGCAACUGCGGAUCUGAGGAUCACAUUGCUCGCGAUUGUGAUCAGCCACGCGACAUCAGUACCGUUACUUGCCGCAACUGCGACGAGAGCGGCCACUAUUCCCGUGAUUGCCCCCAGCCCAAGAACUGGUCAAAGGUUCAAUGCAACAAUUGUGGCGAGAUGGGCCACACCUUCCGCCGUUGCGCUCAGCCUCCAAAGGAGGAAGGGCCCGCGGAUGAUCCAACUUUCUCUCUUGCGGGCACCCCACCCCACGCGAGCUUUGCUGAUCGCCAGGAGGACAAUGGCAAUGUCGAUGACAACGCUGGCGAUGAUUUUAAGCGCCGUGACGAUGACGACAGGUGGUAA
Penicillium soppii is the source of this 1506-nucleotide messenger RNA. RefSeq lists its product as uncharacterized. NCBI's taxonomy places the organism in Eukaryota, Fungi, Ascomycota, Eurotiomycetes, Eurotiales, Aspergillaceae. The transcript is spliced from 13 exons. Gene Ontology annotation, molecular function: nucleic acid binding; zinc ion binding. The record is from RefSeq and is a predicted model, not a curated record. The coding region runs from base 1 to 1506 and encodes 501 amino acids.